GUUGCUUCUUCCUCUGGCUGCAUCAGUGGAGAUCUCAUUAGUAUCUUUAAGGCUGUUCUUAUUUUAAGCAACACUCUAACACGCUAAAGCCGACUUACUGCUAUGGGAUUACUUUCGCUUGGAACACCACUGAAAUGGUCUGAAGCCAAGCAAUACGCGGACCAUGUUCGCUCUCAUGGUAUUGACCAGUUUUUGGCCAUCUACAACAAAAUGAAGGACAAGCAAAAGGAUUGUCUAUUGUGGGGUGACGAGGUUGAAUAUAUCGUUAUCUCAUACGAUGACGAGCACAAAAACGCCAAAAUUUCCUUGCGUGUGUUUGAAAUGCUCGCCAUAUUGCAAGUGGACGAACAGGAGUGGCUCAAGGAUCCUGAGAAUCAUCCAGCACCAGCAACAUCCUGGCGUCCGGAGUAUGGAAGGUUCAUGUUGGAAGGCACACCUGGAUCUCCGUAUGGCAGUACUCUAAAGGAUCUUUUGCUUGUCGAGCCCAACAUGAAGCUUCGCAGAAAGCUUGCUCAUCAAACCAUGAAGUCAAACGAGAUACCGCUCACAAUUGUCAGCUAUCCUCGACUUGGUUGUCAAGGCGAAUUUUUAGAUCCACAUUAUGAGCCACUUGGAGAUUCUUGCCGAAGUUUAUUUGUUCCGGAUGAGAUUAUCAACCCUCACGCUCGUUUUCCAACCCUAACCGCCAAUAUUCGACGCCGACGUGGCUCUAAGGUUGCCAUUAACAUGCCAAUUUUUAAAGACACGAACACACCAUCGCCAUUUAUCGAUCCCACAAUUCCAUGGGACCGAAAUGUCUUUCCUGAAGAUAAGGAGGCAAAGGAAGGCGCGGCAAAACCUGAUCAUAUAUAUAUGGAUGCUAUGGCUUUCGGUAUGGGCUGCUGCUGUUUACAGAUCACUUUUCAAGCAUGCAAUGUUGAAGAAGCGAGAAGACUUUAUGAUCAACUAGCGCCAGUUGGUCCCAUUAUGUUGGCUUUGACGGCGGCAGCACCCAUUUAUCGUGGCUAUUUGGCUGACGUAGAUUGCAGAUGGGAUGUCAUUGCCAGUAGUGUUGACGAUAGAACUCCAGAGGAGCGCGGCUUAAAGCCUCUUGAAAACGAUAGAUUUGUCAUCAACAAAUCUAGAUAUGAUUCUGUUGAUUCUUAUCUCUCAACAGAUCCGAUGUUCAAGCAAAAGUAUAACGACAUCGAUUUGGUGUAUGAUGAAGAAAUCUACAAAAAAUUGCGAGCUAACGGCAUUGAUGAUCAGCUUGCAAAGCACGUAUCUCACCUUUUCAUUAGGGAUCCUCUCGUCAUCUUUAGAGAACUUUUAGACCAAGAUGACAAUGUCUCAUCCGAUCACUUUGAGAACAUCCAAUCCACGAACUGGCAAACCAUGCGAUUCAAGCCACCACCACCAAAUUCAACCAUUGGCUGGCGUGUGGAAUUCAGGAGCAUGGAAAUCCAAAUGACUGAUUUUGAAAACACAGCGUUUGCAAUUUUCAUUGUUCUUUUGACUCGUGCAAUCUUGAGCUUUGGCCUCAACUUCUACAUUCCCAUAUCUAAAGUCGAUGAGAACAUGAAAAAGGCACACAAACGAGGAGCGGUAAUGAAUGAGAAGUUCUACUUCCGCAAGAAUGUCUUUACUAAGCACCAGCCUACGUCAAGGCAACCGUCACCAAGCUCAUCCACUUCUACAUCAUCCAAGAAGAAUGGUCAAGACGAAGUGUUGGAUGGAGAUGUUGAUGAAGAGAACGAGGAUGAAUUGGAUGCUUAUGAGCAAAUGUCAAUCGACGAAAUUAUCAACGGCAAAUCUGGAGGCUUCACUGGUCUCAUACCUCUGAUCAAUAGCUAUCUGAAUAGCGUUAACGUCGAUAUUGAAACACGAUGCCAGCUGUCACGAUAUCUUGAUCUUAUCAAGCGUAGAGCAAAUGGCAGCCUGAUGACGGGAGCAACUUGGAUGAGACAAUUCGUGCAAAAUCAUCCUGACUAUAAGCAUGAUUCAGUAGUCUCGCAAGAGAUCAAUUACGAUCUUAUGAAGACGAUAGAGAAAAUUAGCAACGGGGAAUUAGAAGUACCGGAAUUGCUUGGUGAGCAGCAUGCAUAAUAAAUUACAAAUUGAGUUUUCAUUCUGUCUA
Umbelopsis ramanniana AG is the source of this 2116-nucleotide messenger RNA. RefSeq lists its product as uncharacterized. Gene Ontology annotation, molecular function: glutamate-cysteine ligase activity. The record is from RefSeq and is a predicted model, not a curated record. The coding region runs from base 103 to 2085 and encodes 660 amino acids. Gene Ontology annotation, cellular component: glutamate-cysteine ligase complex. Lineage: Eukaryota; Fungi; Mucoromycota; Umbelopsidomycetes; Umbelopsidales; Umbelopsidaceae. Gene Ontology annotation, biological process: glutathione biosynthetic process. The transcript is spliced from 10 exons.